This is a messenger RNA of Paramecium sonneborni, 579 nucleotides long. The record is from the annotation of a GenBank genome assembly. Lineage: Eukaryota; Ciliophora; Oligohymenophorea; Peniculida; Parameciidae.
AUGGAUUUCAAAACUCGCUUUUAAGGAAGAACAUCUACUAUGGAUAAAAAUGGUAUUCUUGGGAUUGUCUAAAGUACAUCUUAGCCAAUCAAAAAAUAAAUUGAUUCUUAAUGUCUAAAACUAAAUACAAAUACAGAUCUAAUUGCAUAAUCAUACUUUUUUCAGAAAUUCUAAAAAAAUGCUGAAGCUAUUUUAUAAUAACCAACAGACUUUGAAACAACCCUAUCAUCACCUUCUGGAUAUCCAUCAUUUAGAUUUCUAUAAGAUCUUUAAAAAAUCAAUUUAGAUCAAUAUAAAAUUAUUGCCAUUCCAAAAAAAGCUUAGGAUGAGGAUAAAAACUUAUUAACUCAUUCAUUUGUACCUCUUUUAAAAAAUACUACUAAUAAUCAUCCCUUUUAAAAUUCUUAAAUAUCCUCACUGAACAUAAAAAACAACCCUCAUCAAAAUUUUAUUCCUAAAAUUAAGAAUUUGAAUCUUAAUAAUAAUAAGAAUCUAUUUAUUUCAGCUGGAUAUGGAGCACUUAAUUAAAAGAAAUUAAAUUUUUUGACAGACAGAAAAAUGAAUACAUAAUUAAAAUGA